Molecule: messenger RNA, 2703 nt
Organism: Closterium sp. Naga37s-1
Lineage: Eukaryota; Viridiplantae; Streptophyta; Zygnematophyceae; Desmidiales; Closteriaceae
Source: the annotation of a GenBank genome assembly
AUGUCUAUUAGCUGUGCGGAGCGGUUGCCGGAAAAGGUGGGGGGAAGGGGCGCACUGGGGGGAGGGGCGGAGUGGGGGGAAGAAGGGGAGGCAGGGGAAGCAGGGGAAGGCGUUAUUGCAGGGGGGAAGGGAUCGGGGGAGCAUGGGGAGGAGCAGGGGAAGGGGGAGCAAGAGGGUGGGGGAGAAGGCGGAUGGGGGAGGGGGAAGGGCGGGAGUGGGGCGGAAAAGGGAGAGCUUGGUGGUGGUAGGGGUGCUGCUGGGCAGAGUGGGAGUGAAAUGGGCGGCAGUGGCAUGGGGAUGGGCGGCAGUGGUGCUGCAUUGGCGCGCACUGGUGUUGGUGUGGGCGGCAGUGGGACUAUAGGUGCAGCGUGGCGGCGAAUCAUGGGGAAUACGAGCAAGGAAGGGAGGCUGUAUGAUGGUGGCAAGGCUGGUGCUGUGGGUGUGAGCACAGGCGCAGGCACAGGCAUGGGUAUGGGCAUGGGCGUGGGCAUGGGCAUGGGUAUAGGCAUGGGCAUGCAUGGGGAAAUGGGGGAGGGGAUAGUUCGUACUGACAGCUCAUGCCUUGACGCUGUUGUGAACCCCCUCAGGCGUGUUGCGUUCCAACCCCCUGCUGCUGCUCCUGCUGUUUCCGCUGCUGCUGCUGCUGCUGCUGCUGCUGCCGGCACUGCUGCUACAGCUGUUGCUGCCACCGCUCCUGCAUUUGCCCCUGCUACAGCUUCUCCUGCUACAGCUGCUGGGCCUCUCCCUUCCGCUGCCCUUCCCCUGCAAGACACGCAGGCCUCUCACGCCCAUCCAUCCCACAUUCAUACCUCCCACGCCCAUGCCCCCCAUUUACACCCGUCCAAACGUCUCAAGCUGUUUCCCAGCCCGUCCCCUAGCCCGCUCCCUAGCCCUAGGGCUGCUGCUGCCGCUGCUGCCGCCGCCGCCGCUGCUGCUGCUGCUGCUGAUGGUUCUGCUGGUGGUGCCGCUGGUGGUGGUGGUGCUGCCGCGUCUGCUGCUGCUGGUGGUGUUGCCGCUGGUGCUGUUGGUACCAGUGGUGUUGCGGUUAUGCAUUUCCCUCGAUCUCGUUCCACUGGCGGUGCUGGUGCUGCUGCUGGUGCUGCUGCUGGUGCUGCUGCUGCGACUAUGCAUUUCCCUCUGUCUAGAUCAGUUGGUGCUGCCACUGCUGACGGUGCAACCAUGCGUUUCCCUCACUCUCGUUCCACAGGCUCAGAAGGUGGGUUAGGGAGGCUGGGAGGGACUGAUAGGGACCUGUGGGGAGGGAUGGAGGUGGCAAACGGCUUGCCUGCUGCUGCUGCUGCUACGGCUGUUUCCCCUGUUGCUGGUGCUGCUGCUGCUGCUGCUGCUGCUGCUGCUGGGGGUGCGACCAUGCGUUUCCCUCAGUCUCGAUCCUUAGGUUCCGAAGGCAGGUUGGCAGGUGGAGAAAGCGGGAGGCCGGGGAUGACUGGGACCAUGGUAGGGAUGGGUAACGAGGUGUGGGGAGGGGUGCACGUGGGUAAGGGAGUGCACGGAGGAGUACAAGGGGGAAUUGAUCUGAACCAAGUGCGUCUGAGCCCUGUGCCCCAGACAGGGAUGUCGGGGAGUGCUUCUGAGUCAACUCAAACGUUGCAUUCUGUGCUGGGUGUGGGCAUGGGCAUGGGGGAAAGGGCAGGGGGAGCAACGGGGAUGGGGGAAGGGGUAGGGGGAGCAACGGGGAUGGGGGAAGGGGUAGGGGGAGCAAUGGGGAUGGGGGAAGGGGUAGGGGGAGCAAUGGGGAUGGGGGAAGGAGAUGUGGGCGCAGCAUUGCUGCGGCUUGUGGGGGGGAGUCUGUGGGGGGCGGGUAUGGCGGAAGGAGGGGCGUUGGCAGCCCUGCUGGCGAGUGUGUUGGGAGGGAGCAGUGGGGGGAAGCUUCCCUUAAGCCUCACUGGUAAUGCUGCUGCCGUGGGCCUUACUGGGGUUGCUGCUGCUGCUGCUGCUGCUGCUGCUGCUGCCGGUAGUGCUGGCACAUGCUCCGCUGGGCUCAAUCCAGCCGUUGGAUUGGGUGCUGCUGGGCUCAAUCCAGCCGUUGGAUCGAAUGCUGCUGGGCUGAAUCCAGCCGUUGCCCCACCUAUGACUUGCAGGGGGAGCCUGUGGGGCGCGGGUGAGGGGAAGGUAAGUGGGAAGUCUGGGGGGAAGGGAGGAGGGUGUGUGCGACCGAGGAGGAAGAGUGGUGCAGUCACCAAGCUGUGUGCUGCUGCCUGGAAGCGGAGGGACCGCAUAUCGCGGCACAUCCGCACUUUACAGGGGCUGGUACCCUCGUCCACCAAGACAGAUGCUGCCACUGUGCUGGCUCAGACCAUCCGCUACCUGCGCGGCCUUGAAAGCCAAGUCGCUUCUGAGGGUGUGGUGCUGGUGCCCGCUUCCACCAAGACAGAUGCCGCCACGGUGCUGGCUCAGACCAUCCGCUACCUGCGCGGCCUUGAAAGCCAAGUCGCGGCAUCCACCAAGGCAUAUGCUGCCACUCUGCUGGCUCAGACCAUCCGUUACCUGCUCGGCCUCGAGAGCCAAGUCGCGGUGAGUUUCAGCAGUGUGAGGGUGUGGUGGGGGAAGGGAGUGUGUGGUGCUGGUGCCUGCAUCCACCAAGACAGACGCCGCCACAGUGUUGGCUCAGACCAUCCGCUACCUGCGCGGCCUCGAGAGCAAAGUAUCGGUGAGUGGAGUGAGGGUCAAACCAUUGGUGCUUAG